UUUACUAUUUAUAUUAAUCUGGGUCAAAAAAAUCCAAAUUUUUUAAUUUUUAUGAGAGUGAUACUGUCACUUACUGCUGUGGUGCCACCCUUGCUCAGUCACUUGAGUAUUUGCAGUCUGCCUUUGAUAUUGUCAUAGCUGUGUGAUCUGAAAUGUGUGUUAAAUGCUACAAAAAACUAAAGUGAUAUUUUUUCAUUAACUUCUCUCCCUAACACUGAACGCCUGCAAGGUACUCAGAUCAAAUUAGUGCCACAACACAAGUAUUUCAGUAUUUUAAAUGACCAUUGUUGAAUUUUUAAGCCUCACAUUUAAAGACUUAGUAAACUGAAGCUUAAGCUAGGUUUUAUUUUAGAAAUAAAUCCUGCUUCUACGAUGCCAAGGAAAAAAAAUGUUAAGACUAUGUCUUCCUCAGCUUGACUAUGAUCUGCUGUAUAUGCAUGCCUUUCCCCAAAGCUUGAAUUGGCUGGACACUGUGUAUGACAGCACUUUGAGGUCAGGCUGUAAAGCACUCAUCCACCACUGCACCCUAUUUGCCAGAGUUCAGUGGCCUUCUUUAGCCUUGUGCAGACUCACUCAUUGGUACAUAUUUAUUUUUAAAUCCAUCCUUGGUCUGCUCCUCUCUUACCUUUGUGGCUAUAUCUCACUCAGAAUCAGUAAUUAUUGUUUGUGCUCUAAUGACACCCUUUUACUGGCUGUCCCUAAGGUUCACACUGAAAUUGGCAAACAGGCUUUUUUGUUCUCUGCCCUACAGCCUGGAACCAUUUGCAGACUGAAUUACAGCUAGAUGAGCUGAUCCCGAUUAGGGCUAUUAAAAAUGUAUUGAAGGGUUUGGAGGCAGAUGAUAUUGGACUUUGUAAUUACUUUCUUCUUUUGCUAGUUAUGUUUGCUUUUGUCUGUUUUGUCACAGAAGAAACCAGGAAAACCAGUACAUACAUACACACUAGCAGGUAGGCAGUGAAGUAUAAGUAUCUGCAUGUUUUAGUAUAAGAAAACCAGCUUACAUGCAGAUGGGUGGAAAACACUGAAGAACCAGCAGGCAGGCAAACAAAGCUCAGGUGGAGAACUACUUGGAUCAAACAUUGGGGACUAAAUAGAAGCACAGUUACAUGAGGUAAUUCAACAGUCUGGAACAUCAGCUAAAGCACAGGCAAACCAUGUGAGAAGGGAAAACAGAGCCUUAAAUACACUACUGAGAGGAAGACAACAGGAUGUAGGUGUAACUAAUCAGGGCGGGGCAGCCAAUCACAAAGGUGGAAAACAAAAAAAAAAAACAAAGACAGGAAGUAAAGCAACGAAAUACACAACAGAUGAGUGAUUACCAAAAUGAAACAGGAAGUACAGAGACCAUGCAAAGAGUCAUUGUUUGCCGUCCGCUGUGAGGAACAGUGUAUCGCUGCUAACUUGGCCAGGGCUCACUUGAAAAAGGGGAUUUGAUCAUCUUUUUUUUUUUAACAAUAUCUUUAUUGUAUUUCGGGAUUUGAUAAUCUUAGUGGUUAAAUAAAAGUCAAAUAAAAUUAAAUAAGAUUAAAAACACACGUAAAUGUCUUUGCAAACAUACACAGAGAUGGGGGUUACUGUGCGUGUAAAUGUACUAUAUAGUAUACAAGUAUAAAAGAAACAGCCAAGCAAACUGAUUGACCCUCUGUGCAUGUUUACCAACAUGUAGGCAGGAGAAGCAUGAUUCCAGCUUUAGAACAAAAUGUUAGUCUUGGUGGCUUUACACAUACCAACUACUCUUAGUGACUUAGGAGUCUUCUGGACUGUUUCUAACUUUGUGAAUUACUCUUAGAACAAAACUUAGAAAUUCUAAUGUUUGGACUAACUUGCCCUUUACUUUUAAGAGUAUUGUAAGAGUGAAAUAUUGUUUUAUGAGCAAAAGUUGUGUAAAUGUAGGUGAAAUGCAAGCUUACUGUGUUUCUAUUGAAUGUCGCCUGUCAUCUCGUCUGCAUGUUUGGCGGGUGCAGUGUUUGGGUGACAUUCUAGUGUCAGCUGCGUGACAGUGCUGUUGAGGCUUGACACAGUGUGUGGCUUUGGGAUUUGGAAAGAGGGGGAAUUGGAAAGUGGAAUGGCUGCUCACUGAUCUGUGUUUUGGACUUCACUAAAAGUUAUAAGGAAAACGCAGACACACAUCGACAUUACUGACAGUACCUGAGGCGAAACAGCCUUAAAACAAUGUUACACAGUUAAACACUGCUUUUCAGCCUAUUGUGUUUGCUUUCCCCUGCUGUCUUCUUUUUCAGCCUUAAAGUUAUAGUUCACAUUAUGCACAUUUCUGUGUGUUCAUAUUUACCAAAGAGCACUGAAUGAGUGACAGAAAAUAAUCCCAAUGGUCUCAAUUUGAUCACAUCAAACGAAUAUGAUUUCUCUCUACUUCGAUGCCUCACACUCCAGAGCAGAUUUCCUAACACUCACCAUGAUUCACAAAACGCUACAUGAAUGGUCACCUGCCGACCUCUCAGAUCCAAUUACAUUUAAUUAUUAAUCUUGUACAUACUUUGUGUUGUCUUGUUUCCGGUUACUAAUUCAAACUCAGAAUGUACAAAUGUCAUCCAGGUCCUUAAGUUUGGAAAAGUUUUUAGAAGUUCCUGUUGUGUAAAACAUUAAGGCCAGAUGUAAAGCUUAUCUGGUUUCAUUCUAUUCAGCCUGUUUGGCUGAUUUGACAUUUGCAUCUAUUUCAACCAUCACUCUCCACUUCUCUGUUUUCUCAAAAAGUUCGAAGCUCCCAGGGCCUCUGUGUGUGACUCUGUUGGUAUCUUUUUUCAUUAAAAAAAAAAAAAAAAGAAAGAAAAAGAAAGCCAAAGAAAAGAACAAAAAAUGUUUUUCAUCUAUUCUGUCAAAUACCUGUACUUUUUGGGCUCAAACCUGAAAAUACCCUAAAAGAGAAGGAAUUUAAAACUACAGAUUGUUUCGCCACUGCUCAGAGUCUUGCAGCUGAAAAAACGGAAAGUUUAUUGUUUUGCUUUGGUGCACCUGCAGCUUCAUUCAGCCUGACAUCUCAUGCUGAUCAUUACACAAGUGCACACAUUCCUCAAACCUAAUCAUCAGGACACGAACCAGGCAAAAAAAAGAAAAAUAAAAGAGAAUAACUGUCAGAUUUUAAGUAGAUGAUCUCUGCAAACCCAGUGUAAAUGUGACAUACAAAUAAUUAAAUUGAAAUACAAAUUUUGGGGGUGCAGUGCUGUAGUUCUUUUACUUUGUAUUCUUGGUUCUGUCUCACAACUCGCAGUUAGCAUAACGUGACUGUCGGAGCACCAACAAUUGUUGCUGAUUGAAUUGCUGCUGUCUUCACAUAGUCACUUAUUGACUCCAAAUUCUGUUUUAUAACACAAGGCGAGGAUGAGAAAAGGUCAUGGUGUUGAAGUGCAUUUGAAUAGUUGAAUAUUGAUCAGCAUCUUUUGCAAUUUAUGUCAAACACUUACUUAUUGUUUUUCUUUUUCUAAUUGGCUACUUCUUGUUUACCUUUAAUCCAGUAAACUAAUCCAUGUUGUUUUAUGAAUAAGUCAAUAAGGAAACAUUUGCAGAAACCAUCAAAGAAACGGACGAGGAUACACUAUUAAAACCAAAUUAAUUUGGUGGACCUCAUAUGUGUAUGCUUAGGUGUGCACAUGGCACGCACACACACACUCAGUUACACAUACACACAGUGAGACACACUGACACUCACUGUAUCUGUCCUUCAGAUUAAGUAACCAAUAAAGGGCAGGGAGUGUGUCUCAGUGCAAAGAGGGAAAAGCGCUGAGCACAGUUAUAUGCGCACUCUUGACGCUGGAGCUUACUCACACUGAAACACUUCAACCAAACACUGUCCCUACACAGCAGGGACUCAGCAUUCUACCUCAGCGUUCAGUGAAUGAGCUGCUAAUACCUCAAGAGGUUGCGUUGCACUUCGAAUAAUCCAGAGUUCAGAAAAGCUGUUGGAAUUUGAGAGGCGAUUACACACUUUAACACGCUGCAACAACAAGACGACUUUUACUUCUUUUUUGAUUUUUUUGGGGGGGCUUUUUUGAAGGACUCUCUCUGGAACACUUUGCCAGGAUUUUAUCUGAUUUGACCGUACAGUGUCUUAAUUGUUUAAAUGAAGGUGCUAAAUUUUGUGAGCCAUCAUUCUCAUUGGAUUCUGUUCAUAUUUUAUGUAAUGAGAGAAGAAUAAUUCUGUGGGUGCUAGAACAACAUAUUCUUUUUUACUUGUCCAAAUAUUUUAAAGAAACCUACCGACAAGCAGGAUCUACUGCCAUUAACAUUAAUAAAGUCACCCACUCGAGACCUUUUGUGCAAAACUAUGGCAUUUGGGGACCUCCUAGAGCAGGUGGGCAGCACAGGACGUUUCCAGAUCCUGCAUGUCACCCUCCUCAGCAUACCUGUUUUCAUGAUGGCCAGUCAUAACCUGCUGCAGAACUUUGUGGCUGCAGUGCCUUCUCACUACUGCAGCGCACACACAAACCUUUCUCAGUCCCAGCUGAGCCCGGAGGAAACGCUGCUGAUCACGGUGCCGUUAGACCAGACAGGGAGGCCGCAGAGGUGCCAGCGUUACGUUGCUCCACAGUGGCACCUCCUGGACAAGAAUGGGACUUUCAGUUCAGGGGAUCUGGGGGACACUAAAGAUGGUUUGGAUGUGGACCUGCAGGGAUGCACAGAUGGAUGGUCCUAUAACAUGACAGAGAUGAGCUCCACAAUCAUAUCUGAGUGGCAUUUGGUCUGUGACCUGCGCUCUUUGAAGCAAAUGGGACAAACCAUCUACAUGGGAGGUGUGCUUGUGGGAGCUCUUGUCUUUGGAGGUCUCUCUGACAAAUACGGUCGACGCAUCCUCCUGCUUAUUUCUAACAUACUGAUGGCAGUGUCAGGAACAUGCGCUGCUUUCUCAACCUCCUUCCCCCUCUUCUGCCUGUUCCGGUUCGGUUGUGGCAUGGCACUGUCUGGCCUUGGACUGAACACCUUCUCGCUUAUUGUGGAGUGGAUCCCCACCCGUGUGCGGACUGUGGUGGGCACAAUAACAGGUUACUGUUACACGGUGGGACAGUUGAUCCUGGCAGUAAUAGCCUACUUCAUCCGGGACUGGAGGUGGUUAACCCUGGCUGUGUCUUUACCCUUCUAUGUCUUCUUCCUCUUCUCAUGGUGGUUUCACGAAUCUUCAAGAUGGUUGGUCCUGAGAAAUAAGUCCGACCAAGCCAUCAAGAACCUUAGAAGUGUGGCUAAAUUUAACGGACGCCGUGAGGAGGGAGAAAAAAUUGACAUUAAAAUGCUGCAGGAGUCCAUGAAGAAAGAGAUGUCCUGCUCUCAGGGCUCCUACUCUGUCCUGGAUCUGUUCCGCACACCCACAAUGAGGACAAUGACAGUCUGCCUUAGCGCUGUCUGGUUAUCAACCAGCUUUGCCUACUACGGCCUUGCUAUGGAUCUGCAAAAGUUUGGGGUGGACAUCUACUUAAUCCAAGUGAUCUUCGGCGCUGUGGACAUCCCUGCUAAAGUUGUCGUAACUGUGUCUAUGAGUUUUAUUGGACGGCGUCCAUCACAAUGUGGUGCUCUCAUUGUCGCUGGUGUCACUAUUUUGAUCAACUUACUGGUGCCUUAUGAUAAACAGACUAUACGCACCUGUCUGGCUGUUUUGGGCAAAGGUUGCCUUGCCGCGUCCUUCAACUGCUGUUACCUUUACUCUGGAGAACUGUACCCAACCAUCAUUCGUCAGAAUGGCAUGGGCUGGGUAUCCAUGAUGGCUCGUGUGGGAGCCAUGGUGGCCCCCAUGGUGCUCCUUACGGGGGACUACAUACCAUGGCUACCAGGUUUAAUCUACGGAGGAGCUCCGAUACUCAGUGGGGUGGCUGCAGUAUUUCUGCCAGAAACGCUUGGCUCACCCCUUCCUGACACAAUACAAGAUGUGGAGGACAGGGGAUCUGGGAGAAGCUCCAAAAUGCCACCAAAGGAAGCAAUAAUCUUGCAAGACACCCAGGCGAAUCUCCUAAAGCAGGCUGCCUGAGGGCAUCUGCAUUGUACUCCUGAUGUUUCUGCUGACAUGUUAAUGAAAGUAGAGUGGGUACUGCUUUUUCUCCGGCCUGUUCAUUUGUUUGAUUUCCAUGAAGAGUAUAUUGCGUCUUAUGACUGCUGGACAAAUGGAGUUGCAGUGUCGUUUUUGGACAGGUCAAUACAGUGAAAUAAAUAGCUGCAAACAAUCAGACCUAUGUUUAUUUGUUAAACAGUAGCUUUGAGGACUUUAGUCUCACCUUGGACCAAUGAUGUUUUAUAUUUUAAAUAUCUGUGUUAAAAAUGAUUUCUAUAUAUAAUCCUUCUACAGGUUAAAGAUUAUGCUAUGCUUUCACUGGUGUUUUUAUAUAUAACUUCUUAUUGCUUUAUAUACGACCUGACAUUUGUAAACAAAAAUGUAUUUUCAUUAAAAUC
This is a messenger RNA of Toxotes jaculatrix (banded archerfish), 6387 nucleotides long. It is a transcript of the gene slc22a6l, whose product is annotated as solute carrier family 22 member 6, like. The record is from RefSeq and is a predicted model, not a curated record. Gene Ontology annotation, biological process: transmembrane transport. Gene Ontology annotation, molecular function: transmembrane transporter activity. Bases 4280 to 5968 code for a protein of 562 amino acids. Gene Ontology annotation, cellular component: membrane. Lineage: Eukaryota; Metazoa; Chordata; Actinopteri; Toxotidae. The transcript is spliced from 11 exons.